Molecule: messenger RNA, 336 nt
Organism: Pneumocystis murina B123
Lineage: Eukaryota; Fungi; Ascomycota; Pneumocystomycetes; Pneumocystales; Pneumocystaceae
Exons: 7
Coding region: 1-336 (111 amino acids)
Biological process (GO): pyruvate import into mitochondria
Cellular component (GO): mitochondrial inner membrane
Molecular function (GO): pyruvate transmembrane transporter activity
Source: RefSeq, a predicted model, not a curated record
AUGGCUUCUUUUGUUUCUACAGCUAGAAAUAAGUUUAUUUAUCUUUUGAACCAUCCAUCAGGACUGAAAACUGUUCAUUUUUGGGCGCCUACAAUGAAGUGGGGGUUGGUUUUGGCAGGUAUUGGGGAUUUAAAACGAUCAUCGGAUAAACUUUCUGUUUCACAAAAUAUGGCUUUGACAUUAACAGGGUCUAUAUGGACACGGUGGAGUAUGGUUAUUAAGCCAAAAAAUUAUCUGUUGGCAACAGUAAAUCUUUUUCUUGCAAUUACAGGAAGUGUUCAAUUGUUGCGGAUUUAUUUUUAUCGACAAGGGUUAGAACGAGCAGGUUCUAAAUGA